Molecule: messenger RNA, 9946 nt
Organism: Oncorhynchus keta (chum salmon)
Lineage: Eukaryota; Metazoa; Chordata; Actinopteri; Salmoniformes; Salmonidae
Product: vascular endothelial growth factor receptor kdr-like
Exons: 30
Coding region: 511-4218 (1235 amino acids)
Biological process (GO): protein phosphorylation; positive regulation of kinase activity; cell surface receptor protein tyrosine kinase signaling pathway
Cellular component (GO): signaling receptor complex
Molecular function (GO): ATP binding; transmembrane receptor protein tyrosine kinase activity
Source: RefSeq, a predicted model, not a curated record
GAGUACCGAAGCGGAUGAGACAUUCUUUCAGACAGUUGCGCAUUAAUUAGUCUGCACUACGUUGUUCAGAGGAUGUAUGGUUGAUUUUUCUCUGUGUUUUGUUUAUUUAAAAUUUGGAGCUUUUUGUUAUCGUGUACAGAAUAUUUUAGGAAUCGGGCACUUUGUGGCAACGCUUGUUCAAAUUCAAUCUAAUCAGUUCCAAGGAAGGAGGGAUACUGUCGCGCGGGUCGCACCUGCCCUCGGGGACUGCUCUCAUCUGUCUCUUCAACUGGAACCAAAACUGCGCUGGGGAGCUGUCCUGCAAAACAAGCUAUGGGAUACAAGGAAGACUGCUGAGUUUCUUACAUUUUGAUCUAAGGAUUGUUGGGAUUAAAAACGAAAGGGAAUUUGUCACUUUUGGACUAUUAGCCCUAGCUGCGAAUUUUCUCCGUUUUCAUCCUCAGCCAACACUUUUGGCUCUUCCUUGGGAUUGAUUUUAUUGAAGUAGGGCUAUCAUCUGUGGUCGACAGAAUGGCCCCGCUCGACUGCGCGAAACUGUCAAUCCUCCUUCAUUUGAUCACAUAUAUCACCGGUCAGGUCAGCCUACCGGACCCUCUUCUGCUUCCCUCUGGGGACACACACCUUCGCCACACUGGGAAGUCACUCACCCUCACCUGCAGAGGUGCCGCCCAACUGCACUGGAGGCUGCCCUGGCGGGACGUCACCUCGGAGGGGGUGCGCGUGGAGGAGUGUGAGCCCCAGCUGCACGCCCACUGCAGUAAGUUGCUGGUGAGCCACCUGAGCCCCAACGACACGGGCCUCUACAGCUGCAGGUACACCCAGCCCUCCGCCGACUUCAGCUCCACCUACAUCUACGUCAAAGAUCACCAGCAUCCGUUUGUGGAGCACCAUUUCCCCAUUCCAUACACCUUGUUUACAUACAGACAUGAGGCCACCCUAGUGAUUCCCUGUAGAACAACUUCUCCUGACCAGAUUGUCACUCUUGAAGGGCUGCCACCCUUAUCAGAGGAGAUAGAACAAUGGAAGGAAUGGGACCCCAAAAUAGGCUUCGUGAUCCCAUAUGGUCCCUACGAAUCCUUUCGUCUCCUGACCUGUGUUACCAGCGUUGACGGCCAACAGGUCCAGUCGCAGUACAUCCCUCUGAGGCAAACUAACUUCCUGAGGAACGUAAAGAUCAACCCUGAACGUAUCAAGCUGUUAGUGGGAGAUACUCUGGUCCUCAACUGCUCUGCAGAGACCACCUUCAACGGAAGGAUCAACUUCCAAUGGGAGUACCCAAAGAGGAUGGUCAAUCGGAACCCCACCGUCAAUAAGAUCAGAGAGAAUCCGGCUUUGAUCACCAGGAUGUACAAAGCCAUCACCUUGUCCAACAUCACCAUGGACGACAGGGGCAUGUACAGGUGCACGGCGGAGAUAGGGAACGCUGAGAUGGGGAAAAAGAAGCACGCCUCAGCCAAGGUCACCAUCUACGAACAUCCAUACCUGAAUGUGUCCUAUAAGAAUGAAUGGGCCAGGAGAGUAGUCUACACAGAGGGUAGAAACAAGCUGAUGUUUGAACCCAAGGUCAAUGCACUGCCACCAACCGACACCAUGGCAUGGUAUAAGGAUGGCGUCCCCAUCAACGAGAACUCCACUUGUUACGAGUCUUCAGGCUACAACCUACUCAUCAAGGAUGUGAAGCAGAAGGAUGCUGGGGUCUUCACCAUCGCCCUGGGCAACAAGGAGAAAGGCCUCUACAGGAAUCUCAGCUACACUCUGGUAGUCCGAGUGAGGCCUAUGAUCUCAGAAGAGGAGGUGGCCUCGGUAGACGUCCAACCAUACAUGUUCGGCAAGCAGCACCAGCUAACCUGCACCGCCUUUGGAGUGCCCAUGCCCGACAUCACGUGGCUCUGGCAACCAUGCCACCCUGACCCCACCGACAAAGAGUGCACCCUUUACACUGAGCCAAUCCCAGUUCAAAUGGACGAUAAAGGGAACUACUCACACAACUGGAUUGAGAGCAUAAACAACCAAACUGAACUGGUGAAAGGAAAGAACAAGACUGUGAGUACGCUAGUGGUGGGAGCGGCUAACGUCACAGGGAUCUACUCCUGCGCAGCCCAGAACAAACUUGGCACCCGUACACUGAGAACCCCCUUCUAUGUGGACGAUCACCCUCAGCACCUGGCCAUUGAGCCCCAGACUGCCAUCGAGGGUGACGAUGUCACUCUGACCUGCAGGGGGACUCGGUACCUGUACACAGACCUGCAGUGGAAGGACCCUCAGAACUCCACCAUCACCAACAAUGUCACGGCACUGCAGUUCAGCCCCUACUCUAUCUCCCUCUCCCUAAGCCUGCACAAUGUGUCCAGGAAUCACACAGCAGGCUACCAGUGCUGGGCGCACAAGAUCCACAACAAGAGAGCUAUAGUCAAGACUGUGCUGACUGUGCAUGAGAGGAAGAGGCCGUGGCUCAGACAGAACCUGACCAAUCAAGAUGUAAACAGCAGCAGCACUCUGACUAUGGCCUGCUACGCCCUGGGUGUGCCGCCACCCUACAUCACCUGGUACAAAGACAACCUACCAGUACAGGAGGGUCCAGGUAUUACCCUGAGGGAGGAUGGGGUGCUGACGAUCAAGAGAGUGAAGAAAGACGAUGAGGGCUUCUACGAGUGUCUGGCCAGCAACGGUGAGGGGAGUGUGAAAGCCAGUGCUGUGGUCACUGUCGUGGGUGAUGAGGGGAAGCCCAACAUUGAGGUGAUCGUCCUGGUGUGUACAGGAGCUGCUGCCACCUUCCUCUGGCUCAUGCUCAUCCUCUUCAUCCGCAAGCUGAGGAAGUCUGUGGACUAUAAAAUGGGUCCAUCCAUCAUCAUCGACCCAGACGAGUUUCCUCUGGAUGAGCAGUGUGAACUCCUGCAGUAUGACAGCAGCAAGUGGGAGUUUCCCCGAGACCGCCUCAGACUGGGCAAAACUCUGGGCCAUGGAGCCUUCGGGAAAGUGGUGGAGGCUUCUGCUUUUGGGAUCGACAAGCUCUCGACCUGCAAGACUGUGGCUGUCAAAAUGCUGAAAGGAGGAGCUACGACAAAUGAGCGCAAGGCUCUGAUGUCCGAGCUGAAGAUCCUGAUCCACAUUGGUCAUCAUCUGAACGUGGUCAACCUGCUGGGAGCCUGCACCAAGCCUGGAGGUCCAUUGAUGAUGAUAGUGGAGUACUGCAAAUAUGGAAACUUGUCAAACUACUUAAGAAGCAAGAGGGCGGAUUUCAUCGUCUAUAAGAGCCAGGACGGUAAGCUGGUGACGUCGGGGUCGGGCUGUGACCUCAGCGAGCUCAUCAAGCGGCGCCUGGAGAGCGUGGCAAGUACCGGAAGCUCGGCCAGCUCCGGCUUUGUGGAAGAUAAGAGCUACUGCGACUCAGAGGAAGAGGAGGAAGAGCCAGAGGAUCUGUACAAGAGAGUAUUGACAAUGGAAGAUUUGAUUUGCUACAGUUUCCAAGUUGCAAAAGGCAUGGAGUUCCUGGCUUCACGCAAGUGUAUUCAUCGUGACCUGGCUGCAAGAAACAUCUUACUGUCGGAGAAUAAUGUUGUGAAGAUUUGCGAUUUUGGACUGGCCAGAGACGUCUACAAAGACCCAGACUACGUUCGCAAAGGAGAUUCCAGACUGCCCCUCAAGUGGAUGGCGCCAGAGGCCAUUUUUGACAAGAUCUACACCACUCAGAGCGAUGUGUGGUCCUUUGGAGUCCUAAUGUGGGAGAUUUUCUCUCUGGGUGCCUCUCCAUAUCCUGGCUUACACAUCGACGAGGAGUUCUGCUGCCGACUGAAGGAAGGGACCAGGAUGAGAGCUCCGGAAUACUCCUCCUCGGAGAUAUACCAGACCAUGUUGGACUGCUGGCAGGGCGAGUCAGGAGACCGGCCAACCUUCACUGAGCUGGUGGAGAGACUAGGAGACCUGCUACAGGCUAGUGUACAGCAGGAGGGCAAGCAUUACAUCCCAAUAGCAGCCCUGCUGUCCAAGGAGGGAGACCCCUCCAACACGGCCCGGUCAGAGGAGACCAACACCAGGCCGCUCUCUCACCGCGACUCAGGGAGUACCUGGAACAUCCGGCCGGGAAGUGUGAAGACCUUUGACGAGGUUACCAUGGAGAACAGCUCUAACGACAACCAUGAGGGGGGACAGUCGGACAGUGGGAUGGGCCUGUCGUCUGACGAUGGGAACACGCUGAAGCGCCUGGAAUCUUUUGCCUGACCUCCCUGCAUCAUGGCCCUGGCGAUGAAGGCAGUGAGUAGGAGUAUGGAGUCGGUGCUGAUUGAGGAAGAGAAGGACAAGUACCCUCAGCCUGUCCCCUCUCUGGACUUCAUCCUGAACAACUCUUCCCUGGAGCCCGGUCUGGAGUGCCACAGCCCGCUCCCUGACUACAACCACAUAGUGCGCCCCUACACCCCACCUGUGUAGCCCCACCCCAUCGCCGUGGGAGACACCCCCCCCCCCGACCCUGGUGGAGAGUCUGACUGAAUGCCUCAAGGCCUCUCCUUUGUUCUCCUCUGUUCUAACUCGCCCUGGUCUUCACAGUGCACCGUAAAAUACCUGCUGCUGCCUCUCUCCUUUUAACUUCUUCCAUUUCUCCUCGUCCCCGGGGCUUGAGCUAGAGACAAGUUUGAGACGCUUUGUUACAACAUGGGAUCUGUUACUUUAGGACUGUGACACCUUUCUGUGUAUCUGCACUUAGCCUGCCUGCUUCCCAUCAGCCCACAGUGCAGGAAGGAGGAAGAAGAGUCUGCCUUCUCAGCCUGUCCCAGGGGUUCAUCUAUGUGCUGCUGGUCUUCUCCAUACCCCACUGUGAUAUCCAUACCACAGGAGGUUGGUGGCACCUUAAUUGGGGAGGACGAGCUCGUGGUAAUGACUGGAGCGGAGUAAGUGGAAUGGUAUCAAGUACAUGAAACACAUGGUUGCAAUGUGUUUGAUGCCAUUCCUUUAGCUCCAUUCCAGACAUUACUAUGAGCCGUCCUCCCCUCAGCAGCCUCCACUGAUCCACACAUACAGAUACCUAUAGAUACCUAUAGACCUACAGUGCUUUCAGAAAGUUUUCAUACAGUUGAAGUCGGAAGUUUACAUACACUUAUGUAGGUGUCAUUAAAAAUCGUUUGUCAACUACUCCACAAAUUUCUUGUUAACAAACUAUAGUUUUGGCAAGUCGGUUAGGACAUCUACUUUGUGCAUGACACAAGCCAUUUUUCCAACAAUUGUUUACGGACAGAUUAUUUCACUUUUAAGUCACUGUAUCACAAUUCCAGUGGGUCAGAAGUUUACAUACACUAAGCUGACUGUGCAUUUAAACAGCUUGGAAAAUUCCAGAAAAUGUCAUGGCUUUAGAAGCUUCUGAUAGGCUAAUCGACGUCAUUUGAGUCAAUUGGAGGUGUACCUGUGGAUGUAUUUCAAGGCCUACAUUCAAACUCAGUGCCUCUUUGCUUGACAUCAUGGGAAAAUCUAAAUAAAACAGCCAAGACCUCAGAAAAAAGUCUGGUUCAUCCUUGGGAGCAAUUUCCAAACGCCUGAAGGUACCACGUUCACCUGUACAAACAAUAGUACGCAAGUAUAAACACCAUGGGACCACGCAGCCGUCAUAACACUCAGGAAUGAGACGCUUUCUGUCUCCUCGAGAUUAAUGUAUUUUGGUGCGAGAAGUGCAAAUCAAUCCCAGAACAACAGCAAAAGACCUUGUGAAGAUGCUGGAGGAAAUGGGUACAAAUGUAUCUAUAUCCACAGUAAAACGAGUCUUAUAUCGACAUAACCUGAAAUGCCGCUCAGCAAGGAAGGAGCCACCGCUCCAAAACCACCAUUAAAAAGCCAGACUACGGUCUGCAACUGCACAUGGGGACAAAGAUUGUACUUUUUGGAGAAAUGUCCUCUGGUUUGAUGAAACAAAAUUAGAAUUGUUUGGCCAUAAUGACCAUCGUUAUGUUUGGAGGAAAAAGGGUGAUGCUUGCAAGCCAAAGAACACCAUCCCAACCGUAAAGCACAGGGGUGGCAGCAUCAUGUUGUGGGGGUGCUUUGCUGCAGGAGGGACUGGUGCACUUCACAAAAUAGAUGGCAUCAUGAGGGAGGAAAAUUAUGUGGAUAUAUUGGAGCAACAUCUCAAGACAUCAGUCAGGAAAUUAAAGCUUGGUCGCAAAUGGGUCUUCCAAAUGGACAAUGACCCCAAGCAUACUUCCAAAGUUGUGGCAAAAUGGCUUAAGGACAACAAAGUCAAGGUAUUGGAGUUUCCAUCACAAAGCUCUGACCUCAAUCCUAUAGAAGAUUUGUGGGCAGAACUGAAAAAGUGUGUGCGAACAAGGAGGCCUAGAAACCUGACCCAGUUACACCGGCUCUGUCAGGAGAAUGGGCCAAAAUUCACCCAACUUAUUGUGGGAAGUUUGUGGAAGGCUACCCGAAACGUUUGACCCAAGUUAAACAAUUUAAAUGCAAUGCUAUCAAAUACUAAUUGAGUGUAUGUAAACUUCUGACCCACUGGGAAUGUGAUGAAAGAAAUAAAAGCUGAAAUAAAUCAUUCUCUCUACUGUUAUUCUGCCAUUUCACAUUCUUAAAAUAAAGUUGUGAUCCUAACUGUCAUAAGACAGGGAUUCUUUACUCUGAUUAUAUGUCAGGAAUUGUGAAAAACUGAAUUUAAAUUCAUUUGGCUAAGGUGUAUGUAAACUUCUGACUUCAACGGUACCUCUUGACUUAAUCCACAUUUUAUUGUGUUACAGCCUGAAUUCAAAAUUGAUUAAAUAUAUUUUUUUUCUCACCCAUCUACAAUUAAAUGUACAAUAUCAAACAAGAUAAUAUAAAAUCAUAAGACAGUUAUGUAUAUUUUUCUGUAUAUCAAAUUAUAUAUACAUUAACUUAAUUUCCUUUAAAGACUGAGACAUUAGUUAGAAUCUAAAUAUUGCACAAUGUUCUCAUUUGUGAGAUCCUCACACAAUACCCCAUAAUGACAAAGUGAAAACAUGUUUUUAGACAUUUUUGCAAAUUUAUUGAAAAUGAAAUACAGAAAUAACUCAUUCACAUCAUUAUUCACACCCCUGAGUCAAUACUUUGUAGAAGCACCUUUGGCAGCGAUUACAACUUUGAGUCGUUCUGGGUAAGACUCUAAAAGCUUUCCACACAUGGAUUGUGCAACAUUUUCCCAUUAUUAUUUUCAAAAUUCUUCAACCUCUGUCCAAUUGGUUGUUGAUCAUUGCUAAACAACCACUUUCAGGUCUUGCCAUAGAUUUUCAAGUAGAUUUAAGUCAAAACGGUAAUUCGGCCUCUCAGGAACAUUCACAGUCUUCUUGGUAAGAAAUUGCAGUGUAAAUUUGGCCUUGUGUUUUAGGUUUAUCCUGAAAAACUCCCCAGUCCGUAACGAUUGCAAGCAUACCCAUAACAUGAUGCAGCAACCACUAUUCUUGAAAAUAUGGAGAAUAGUGUUGUAUUGGAUUUGCCCCAAACAUAACAAUUUGUAUUCAGGACAAAAAAGUUAAUUGCUUUGACAAUUUUUUUGCAGUAUUACUUUAGCGCCUUGCUACAAACAGGAUGCAUGUUUUAUACAUGUUUUUUUCUGUACAGGCUUCCUUAUUUUCCCUCUGUCAAUCAGGUUAGUAUUGUGAAGUAACUACAAUGUUGUUGAGCCAACCUCAGUUUUCUGCUGUGACAGCCAUUAAACGCAGUAACUGUUUUAAAGUCACAAUUGGCCUCUUGGUGAAUUCCCUGAGCAGUUUCCUUCCUCUCCGGCAACUGAGUUAGGAAGGAUGCCUGCAUCGUUGUAGUGACUGGGUGUAAAUAAUGACUUCACCAUGCUCAAAGUGAUAUUCAGUGUCUGCUUUUUCAAAUGUUUACCCAUCUGCCAAUGGGGGCCCUUCUUUGAGAGGCAUUGGAAAACGUCCCUGGUCUCUGUGGUUUAAUCUGUGUUUGAAAUUCACUGCUCGACUGAGGGACCUUACAAUUAUCUGUAUGUGUGGGUUACAGAGAUGAGAUAGUCAUUCAAAAAUAAUGUUAAACAUUAUUAUUACACGCAGAGUGAGUCCAUGCAAGUUAUGUGACUUGUUAAGCAAAGCUUUACUCAAGAACUUAUUUAGGCUUGCCAUAACAAAGGGGUUGAAUACUUAUUUCAUUUAAUCCAUUUUAAAUUCAGGCAGUAAUACAAAAAAAAAGUGGUAAAAGUCAAGGGGUGUGAAUACUUUCUGAAGGCACUGUAUGCAAACCUAAAGACAGGCUCAGGCUAUGAUCUACUGUGAACAACACUAAGAAGCACAACAGAUUCCAGACGUAUAACACAUGAAAUGUAGUGGUAGCAGGUUAUACUGUUGUGUAAAUUAAGAAUGUGUAACUAUGUGGCUGUGUUACUAUGGGGAUAAAACAUGUAAACAGAGAAAGAAAAUAGGUUGGAGAAUUGAGGCAUUUCUUGUUUUACUAUUUUAUAUCUGUACAAAUGUUUUAUAGAAUAGAAAACUGGAAAGUAAAUGUGCUAUUUUAUUAUAUUAAGUAAUAAUUAUUGUGUUUUCUUUUAGUUCGUAAUAUGAGGUUUAAUAAACAUUCUUAUCACAAAGUUGGUAUUUUCAAGCAUGUAUUACUCAGCUUGACUUUAGCUAAUGCUCACGUUUUUAAAAGGCACCUGUCGGACAGAUUAUCGGAACGGUUCGUGAAUAAUUGAAUCUGCCAGUUUGAAAAGAUUUCUCACUUGAGUACUCCGAUCCCCAGUCUUCCCAGUGAACAUGUUUAAAAUAUAUAUAUAUUUUUCCCUUUCGCCUCAGAGAGAAGAAAGGGUUGAGACUGUAGAUGGGUAUUGGCUCAGUCUGAGUAGUAGUAGUUUCAACAGCCCAUAAAGUCCCAAUGCCCUCUGAAUAGGGUUAAGGUAUGAACGGAACAGGGCAAAACGGAGAGUAAUACCACACUGCUUUGGAUUUAACACUACUUCUCUACCGUGAAGGCAUUUUAAAUGAAAAGUACGAUUUGGAUUCCUUCCCCUAUCCCGAUAUGGGCCCGUUCAUGAGGAAAACCUAACUGUAUAUUAUUGUUAUGGCCUGAGUGCAAAAAGGAAAUGAGAUGCUACAAGAGAGCCACAUGGACAAAGCUAGUUAAAAACAUGAGCUUGGAUUAGAAUUCCACAUGAAGCGUGUGUCUGAGAAAGCACUAGUAAAAUAAACCAUGCAUAUUUAUUAAGGUUUAUAUUAUACGUUGUCGCUUACUAAUCCAGAUCAAAUGUCCUCUUCAAUAUGUCACACUGAAGAGUUAACCAAAGGAUUUGUACCCUCUGACUCCUUGAUAACAAGAUAUGGAACAUUCCGGAUUUUAAUUCCAGAUUUAUAUGCUGUUUCCACUGCUGUAUAUACUUUAAUUACAUUAGGAAAGAUGAAGGAAUAUACUGUUUGUUAGCAGGAAUGUUUAGAAUAGAAAGCUUCUGCUACUGAUCCAUUUUGUAACACUAAAAGUGUUAGUGAAGCUUGCAGGGCAGGCUACAGGAAUCCUAUGUGUUAUCCAGGCUGGUCACAAUACACUGGUCACUGAAAGUUAUCUACUUUCUCACGUUUAGCCUGUAAUUACCUUUAUAAACAAGGCUGUUAUGCACAGAUUUAAGGGGAAAGUAUCAGGAUGAAGAGUUGAAAUGUUUGAAAAAAUAUGCAUCUUUGGUUAAAUAAAACUUCCAGUGACACCAGCUAGUCUUUCCUUACAAAUAGGAGGAAUUGAUCGUUUGUGUGUGUUAAGCUACUACAAUGUGCCAAUACAAUACAUUAUUCAUUAAGGUUUAUUAUGAAUCCUGUCUCUAAACCCCAAAAUCCUGCCAAAUUAUGUUUGCGUUGUUAAUGUGGACUGACUGGGUCUUGUGUUCAAUGUGGAGGGGAAAAGUAUAUGCACUGAUAUUUUCUAUCAAAUAUAGAUUUUUGUAAUCUAAAUGUAUUUUUAUUAUUAACCAAGCAUAAGAAGUGAAUAAAUGAAUAAAGAUCUAUAUAUUUAUAAAUUA